Rotaria socialis is the source of this 1299-nucleotide messenger RNA. The record is from the annotation of a GenBank genome assembly. NCBI's taxonomy places the organism in Eukaryota, Metazoa, Rotifera, Eurotatoria, Philodinida, Philodinidae.
AUGGAUUAUUCAUUAGCACAGGGAAAUAUAUGUAAUUUAAUUCAACCUGUUACUAAUUCUGAACAAAAAGACAAAAUUAAACGUGCUCUUGAUAAGCAUGUUAAAUUAUUUGAUACAACUAAACCUACAAUUGUUAUUAAUGUAAAACCACAUGCAAUUAAAACUCUUGAUCAUUCACCACCAUCAUCCAAACCAUAUUAUUCCACUCCAACUAAGCAAGAUGCCAUGUAUAUGAUUACUCAAGAAUUACUUCAGUUUGAAUUAAUUCGCCCAUCUUAUUCGCCUUAUGCAGCACCCGCAUUGCUAGUAGCUAAACAUGAUGUUUCAUGGAGAAUGGUAGUUGAUAAUAAAAAAUUAAAUAAUAUUACCAUUAAAGAUAAUCAUCCAUUGCCAAAUAUGGAACAAACGAUUCAAACAUUAGGUGGUGGUUAUCAAUUCUUUUCGAAAUUUGAUAUGAAAAGUGGUUUUUGGCAGAUUCCAAUUAGGGACUAUCCUGAUGAAGACCAUCCAGUUAUUUUGGCAACAGAUGCAUCAAAAACUGGUGUUGGAGGGACAUUGCAACAACCCAUUAAUGAAGCUUUAGCAAUAUGGUUAUGUUUUCAACGUAUGCGAUCUUAUUUACUUGGUCGAUCUAUAAUAAUAUGCGCAGAUCAUUGUCCUUUAUGUAAAAUGAUGACUUCAUCUGUGAAGAAUCCUCGAGUUGAUCGUCAAAAUAAUUGUUUAGCGGGUUAUUUAUCUCGUCAUCCAAUACAACCUAAUGAAGAAAUUUUCGACGAGGAUUAUGGUAUUAGUAUGUUAUUUCAAGGGAAACCACCAGCAAAGGUGACUGUUUCUGUUAACAAUUCUCAAUUCAUUGGUGCUGUUAUAACACGUUCAAAGACAAAACAGAUACUGCAACAACAAGAUACAAUCAAUGCAACCAACACAUUUAUUAAAAAUGAAUCACCAUCAUCAUCGUCAACUCAAGAUACAGACAAGCAACAAAAUGAACUUUCAUCACAUUUAAUUUCAUCUAAUAUGUUUGACAUAACCAAGAUUAAAGAAGAACAAUUAAAAGAUUCAUUCAUUCAAAAUAAAAUUAAAGAAAUUAUGGCCGAUCCAACGAAGUAUCCUUAUGUAUUUAAAGAUGGUGUAUUAUACAAAUUAAUGUCAGCAAAUGCAACUAACACCACAAAAACAAAAUUGAUUUAUUUGCCUUCAUCCAUGAUUAAUUCUCUGCUUCAAUCGUAUCAUAAUGAUCCACUCAGAGAUCAUUUUGAUAUUCGUCGUACUUAUUUUAAAAUUAAAAAUAAGCUUUGA